Vespa mandarinia (Asian giant hornet) is the source of this 3439-nucleotide messenger RNA. It is a transcript of the gene Tab2, whose product is annotated as TAK1-associated binding protein 2. The record is from RefSeq and is a predicted model, not a curated record. NCBI's taxonomy places the organism in Eukaryota, Metazoa, Arthropoda, Insecta, Hymenoptera, Vespidae.
GAGGCACUCGCUGCGGUCCGCCGGCGGCAUAACGACUACGCGAGUCGUAAGAGCGCAUGUUGCAUAGAUGUAAAAUCACAUAGAGUGAAAAGGAACGAAUGAGAGAAAGAAAAAGAAGGAAAGAAAGGGAGAGAGAGAGAGAGAGAGAGAGAGAGAGAACGGUAGUAUGCGCGAUCGGAUUACGGGCGGGUGGGUGUGCGCGCGCGCGCGCUCACUCGCUCGCUCGCCGGUUGCUCGCUAGAAUCGCGCGGUAGACGUUCUGCUAGGUGGGGGGCAGUGGACAGCUGAUCGCUGCCUUCGACGGACGGUCGUUCUCGCGUCGCUCUGAUUUCAAGAAAACGCGAGAGAAAGAGACAGAGAAAAAGAGUGAAAAAGGGAUAACGCGCGCGCGCGCGCUUCCGGUUAGUGUGCAACUCGAGAUAAUAAUUAGGCGAAGAGAUUCAUAAAGGAGAAAAUAAGAUAAAAAACGGAAGAUAAGGAAAAGAGAAAAGAAAUAGAGCAUACGAGGGAAAACGAGUGAACACGAGGCGCACUCUUGAGAGGAACAGAGAAAAAACAUAGAAAGAGAUAGAGAAAGAGAGAGAGAGGGAGAGAGGAGGAGGAAAAGAGUGUUCUGACGAGUGGGCGCGCGCGCGCGCGCCUUCGGACGGACAAGUGACACCGCGCUGCGCGUUACGAAUAUACACAUGAAUACGUACUCCUGAGAAAAGAAAUAUCUUAAUCGACGUUUGAAAAGAGCCCGGGAGCGCGAUCGACCGAUCAAACCGUUUUCAACGACUUGUUCGCGUAUAUUUAACCUUUCGACACAACGACUUCUUUCCUUCUCCAAUGGCCGCCGUCCGGAAACUCGUCCCAAAUAAAAAGUGUCCGUUCGAUAUAAUAUAAAUACGUGCGAGAAUUAAGCUUCCCGGAAUAAUUUCUUUGCAACGUGGCCAAAAACAGAGAGAAUGUGUAAGAAGGAAGAGAAAUGAGACAUGGAUAACAAGAGAUCCUGGCACCUAUAGGUAAUCCCUGCCAAGAGGAUGGGGGCCCACGAUGGGGGAGUGCCACUGCUCUAACAUCGCUAUCAUGCAGCUGUUCCACGAGCUGAAGCAGCAGUUCCCUGCGCUCCCUGAUUACGUCGUCUCCCAGUGCAUCGCACAGAACAGCCACGACAAGGAGAUAUGUGCAAGAAGUCUACGAGCAACCCAAGAAUCGCGUCCAAUACCGGGCGCUUUUCCACUGCCCCCACCUGCUGCUGCUGUUGCUGCUCAACAUCAUCAUCAAUCGCAUCAGCAGCAGCAACAGCAGCAUUAUCAGCAACAACAGCAACAACAACAGCGUUGCUGCGCAAUGAAUCACCAAUCAUUGCAACGCAUUACGUCGAAUGGCAACGGUUCGCGACCUCCUAGGCCAGCCUCAUUGGACAUCGGCGUGGCGCGACGUUAUCCUAUUGGCUGUUCACGUACCGCGGCAUCACCAUCCGUAACUACGAACGAACCACUUGCACCCUCAUCCGCACCUGCGGCUUGCAAAGCGCGCGGUUUUUUCGAUGACGUCCCGUCCGCAAACACCAAUGGCAACAAUUGCUCAAGCAGCAAUGUUGCUCCUGGAUUCGAACUCAAUGUUAAUGUCGCCUGCAGUCCUGCGGGCAACCGCGACUUCCGAACGGUGCCGACAAUCGGUACAUGUAAACGAAGCGAUCUCGUUGUCGAACCCCGACCCCAUUAUGCGGAACCUCAGUUGGCUGUAGGAAAAAACGCUGGACAAUUUGAUCACGCGCGAAGUUAUACAUCGGUUAGCUUGACACUGAGGCCACCAUCAUCAGAACCACAAGCACCAAUCGACAUCAGGUCGCAAGGCUCGAGUUUAACAUAUUCGACCUCGUCUUUGGACCCACGAGGAUUUCAAAGCCGCUUGCAAAUUAGCAUCGGCCCGGGAAGCGUUGGCAGCGUGGCUGCUGCAAGAAUCAGACCACCAAUGGGUCCGGCCAGACCUAACAGCCUGCUUCCCCCCGCUCAAAUUAGUCCGCAGAGGCCUCCAGGACUUCCUGCCGGACCUCCGAGUCAGCUGCCAAGGCCGACGACAACAAUGAGUGCCCCGACCACACCUUCGGUUCCAACAAUAACGAAUAUUAUUUCGUCUAAUAGUCUCCCUGCGACUCCGUCUGAACCAACGGCAAUCUCUCCUCCCUCUAGUCCCGUUAAAGAAAAACCGUUAAUCGGCCAGGAUCAGAAUCGUUCGCCGUUAAACCAAGUGGCAGAACAUCAAAGAAAACUGGUCGCUGAACAAUUAGCAAGGAAGGAAAGACUCGCCAAGGAAUUAAGAGCCGAAAAGGGACGACUUGAAGCAAUGAAGAAAGAACUGCAGUCUCUAGCGAGACCCCCAGAUUCUUCGAUAUCGCCUCAGGAACUGAAGAAAAAAUUACGAAGCGAAAUUUACCAAUUGCAAAUCGAAUGUGACAGACUUGCAGACGAAGUGGAUCAGUGGUCGGAUCCACGAGUACCUUUAGGUGAAACAAAUGAAGAAUUUUAUCAGGGCAUUUAUACCGGUCAACCUUUUCUACCGUCCUCUCAUCUGGCACCACCGCCGUUGCCAAGUCAGCCACCAGUUUGGCAACCCUCUACGGGUACUGCUGAUGUAAAUGAUAGAGAAGAAGAUAGGGAUGGACCUUCGUGGGUUUGCAGGAUGUGUACCUUUGAUAAUCAUCCGUUGAUGAAUAAGUGUGAACAGUGUGACAUGCCGAGACUUUUGGAUCAUGGCAAUGCAGGUAGGAUACAUGGAUUGCCGCUUGAACAAGUCAAUAUGUCAAACUCAUUUAAUAAUCUUCUACAAGAGUUGUUCGAUCGAACAAAAAAACCGUCCUAACGGCAUGUUUUUUUAAUUCUUUUUUUUUGUUUGAUUUUAUAACGAGUUUUGAAUGAUUUAUUGAGUGGUUUAUUGAGUGAUUAAACUGAUACCAAGAAUUUAUCAAACCAUUUACUAAUCUUGUAGAAUUUAUUUAUCAAAUAAUUAUUUCUUCACAAUUUUUUAAGUUACCUUAUGAAAAUACUCGAUCAAGGAUGAUUUCAUUUAUUAACUUGUUAAUUGGAAGUAUUUGCAAUUAACGUGAAUUUAUUUAAUUAAAAAUGAUAUAAUACGGAAAAGAAAUUUUUGACAGAAAAUGAAUUAUUUAAACAUAUAAUGCUUUUUUAAUAGGAGUGAGAAACAAAUGAUUUAUUUAUUCAUUUAUCACAAGAGAAGUUAAAUCUUUGCGACGAGUUAAAUAGCCCGGUUAAGCAAUUAAAACAAUUUGAUAAGAUUUGUUAAAGUAUUUGUUUUUUAUCAAGUUAGAAUGAUCCAUAACUUUGGUGGAUUUAUUAUUGUACAUAAUUCCAAUGAAUUUGUUGUUGUAUUUAUAGUUAUUAAAAUGAAUCAUACGUAUUUCUAAUCAGUGAAUACAGUACAAUGAUGGAAAGUA